AUGGUUGGUUUGUUGCCAGAAUCUGAGAUGCGAGCUCGUUUAUUGAAAGACGAGGAAGCUUACGUUAAAUGGGAACGAUCGCAACAUGAGAGGAGGAAGAGAAUGGAGGAGCAGAGGAGCAAGGAGGAGGGGAGGAGGAGGGAGAUUGAAAUGAGAAAGAAGAAACAAAUGGAGGAGGAAAAGAAACGAGCGGAAGAAAUUGUGGCACGAACCGACCAGCAGGUGGCAGUAGUGAUGCGACAGAAACGAAACGCAUCGGUUGAUCGAACGAAGCGAUGGUCAUGGGGGGUGGGAGAUUCACCCACUACGGGAAACCCCCAACCUGAGAAUCGAUUCUCACGUAGCCCUCUAGUGUUGAGCACAACACACAUGGCGUUUGCGUCGGGGUUGCGAUCGUACGACACUUCGCCGAGUAAUAAACAACAAUGUGCCCCCCAACCCCAACUAACGGAAGCUUCACCCGUUAGCCCAAGGUUACUCGCUCCAACCAAAGCCUCGAGGGCACGGUCGCGCACCAAUGAACAUGAUGAUUCAUUGGAUAGUAAAGAGCGUCCGACAUCGGCGAAGUCGGACACGAGCGCUUCAUCAACAAAGUCGCAUGAAACUAAGAAGAAGACGACGAGAACCCCUUCCCCUGCGAUGCGUAACAAGGUGCAAUCCGUUCAAAACAAAUCACCUGUGACAUCAUCAAGGAGUAGAGGGGUUUCCCCCAAACCAAGCCGAACAACCCGAUCGUCUUCACCAGCGUUGGAACGAACAACAAACGAACGGAAGAAGACUCCAUUGAGAGAGAAACCCCACGUUGGAAAAUCCACCCCGCCCACCAUCAAACAAAGUUUGCGGCCUGAUGUUCUCGGGAGGAAACUCAAAACUUCCCCGGUCGUGAAAAGUCCCAAGGGAAUUCCCCCAGAUGGCAUUGUUAAGAAACAAAGAAAUAAGAAAGUUGAUUCGCCGAUUGGACGAGGUGUCGGCAAAAAGGCUGCGAAUGGAGGGGUUGGAAGUUUAAACAACGGAGAAAAUGAAGUUUUGUUUGUUGAUGAUAACGUUGAACAACCUAUUGAUGGGGUGGUAGGUGUUAAAGUUGAUGAGGAUGUUGUUGGAGCAGAAGGUGUUAAAGAUGGUCAACAACAUGGGGGUGUUAAAGAUGAUCAACAACAUGGGGGUGUUAAAGAUGAUCAACAACAUGGGGGUGUUAAAGAUGAUCAACAACAUGGGGGUGUUAAAGAUGAUCAACAACAUGGGGGUGUUAAAGAUGAUCAACAACAUGGGGGUGUUAAAGAUGAUCAACAACAUGGGGCCCGUGGAAGGAAGGCAAGAUAA
Molecule: messenger RNA, 1320 nt
Organism: Ciona intestinalis (vase tunicate)
Lineage: Eukaryota; Metazoa; Chordata; Ascidiacea; Phlebobranchia; Cionidae
Source: RefSeq, a predicted model, not a curated record